This is a messenger RNA of Cladophialophora psammophila CBS 110553, 1608 nucleotides long. RefSeq lists its product as uncharacterized. Gene Ontology annotation, molecular function: carbohydrate:proton symporter activity. The coding region runs from base 1 to 1608 and encodes 535 amino acids. Gene Ontology annotation, biological process: carbohydrate transport; transmembrane transport. The record is from RefSeq and is a predicted model, not a curated record. Lineage: Eukaryota; Fungi; Ascomycota; Eurotiomycetes; Chaetothyriales; Herpotrichiellaceae. The transcript has 7 exons. Gene Ontology annotation, cellular component: membrane.
AUGACUUCUAUCCUCAAGAAGAUCAUUCGCAAUGAUGCUAUGAAAGAAGAUCCUGUCGAGAUUUACGGAUGGAGAGCUUUCGUGUUGACGUUGACAGCAUGUAUGUCUGGCAUGCUCUUUGGCAUGGAUACCGGUAUCAUAGGAGGUGUCAUCGUUCUUCCUGCUUUUACAGAGAAGUAUCACUUUGAUGGCCUUAGUAAAAACCAAUCCGCAACACUGUCGGCCAACAUUGUCUCCUUCCUGCAGCUUGGCUGCACCUUUGGCGCUCUAGUGGCGUACCCCUUUGCUGACAGAUACGGACGGCGUGCUUCAUUGAUCGUCUCGGCCGUUAUCGGCCUGGUGGGAAUCAUCAUGCAAUUCGCAGCCUCGGGUUACCUAGGGUGCAUGUACACUGCUCGGCUUAUUGCUGGCCUCGGUGCAGGAGCGUGCUCUAUGAUUGCUCCUCUUUACGUCUCGGAGAAUGCUCCUCGGGCGCUUCGCGGCGCUCUCACUGGAACAUUUCAGUUUUUCAACACCUUUGGUGUCAUGCUUGCCUUUUGGAUCGACUAUGGUGUCUCGCUCCACCUCACAGGUUCUAGUUCCUACAUGGUGCCCCUGGCAACUCAAGGGAUACCAGCAGUUCUUUUAAUCGUUGGCAUGUUUUUCAUGAAUGAAUCCCCUCGCUAUCUUGCAAAGCAAGACCAAUGGGAAAAAGCCAAAAAGGUGCUCUCUUUAGUCCGCAAUCUCCCAGAGGACCAUCCCUACGUGCAGAACGAAUUUAGGGACAUCGCUAUUCAGCUCGAGCGGGAGCGGCUGCUGGUCAACGGUGCUGGUUGGCGAGCCCUGCAACGCGAAAUGUGGACCAUUCCUGGCAAUAGAAAAAGAGCACUGAUCAGCUUUAUUCUCAUGAUGUUCCAGAAUCUAACUGGUUCGAACGCAAUCAAUUACUAUGCACCAACCAUCUUCAAAAACAUAGGAAUUACUGGGACUUCGGUUAGCCUACUAGCAACUGGCGUCUACGGUGUUAUUAAAAUGUGCUCGUGUGCCACUUAUCUAAUUUUCUUUGCCGAUUCACUGGGGCGACGACGAUCUCUGCUCUGGACAGCUAUUGCGAUUGCCUGCGACAUGAUGUACAUUGGUCUUUACGUUCGCAUCUCCCCCCCCAAAGCUGGUGUGCCGAUCUCCGGUGCUGGAUAUUUUGCCCUUGUGUGCAUCUACUUAUUUGCGGUGUUUUUCCAAAUGGGAUGGGGAGCGACUCCUUGGAUAUAUGUUUCGGAGAUUCCCAGUGCACGACUGCGUUCAAUGAACGUAUCUAUUGCCGCAUCUUCCCAGUGGCUUUGGAAUUUUGUCAUUGCACGAGCAGUGCCAAAUAUGUUGGUAAAUAUGGGAAGUAAUGGAUAUGGAACCUACAUAUUCUUUAGCGCCUGUUGCGCCUGUUCCUUCGUGUUCGUAUGGUUCUUUGUUCCGGACACCAAAGGGAUGUCUCUGGAGCAGAUGGACGAUUUGUUCGGAGUUACUGAGCUCGUGCACCAAAAAGUUGGAAAUGAACAUGCGGUUGCCCACGAUAGUGGAGAGACAAAGAGUACCGACAGAUUUGAAUCUCUGGUAGAGAAUAUUGAGAAGGUAUAA